UCUACUGCCUCCGUACAAAAAGAGAAGAAGAAAAAUCAUGGAGAUGGAUCCAAGUUUGAGAGAAGAAGCUGAAACAGGACACAUUGAUGCCUUGCACGUUCUAAUUGGAGAGGAUCCGUACAUCUUGGAACGCAUCGACCAAGUUCCUUUCGUCGAUACUCCAUUUCAUGUAGCAGCAGACAAAGGGCAAGUUAGUUUCGCAAUGGAGAUGAUGAACUUGAAGCCUUCGUUUGCCAAGAAGCUGGACUCAAAUGGGUUUAGUCCCCUGCACUUGGCGCUGAGAAGUGCGCAGACUAAGCUAGUGUUUCGACUGUUGAAGGCAGAUAAAGAUCUGGUUCGCGUCAAAGGAUGGGAAGGGAUGACUGCUUUCCAUUAUGUAGUUACAACCGGGAACUCUAGGCUUUUGGUCAACUUUCUUGAAGCUUGCCCCGAAUGCAUAGAAGAUGUGAUGGUUCGAGACGAGACUGCGUUACAUCUUGCUUUGAAAGAAGACCAGAUCGAAGCUUUUAACCUCCUAAUUGGAUGGCUUCAAAGGACUCGUCGUAUUCACGAUAGAGUCUUUUCCCUUGAGAAAAAAAUGGCGAAUUGGAAAGACGACCAAGACAACACUCUGUUGCACAUUGCGGCUAAGAAGAAGCAAAACGAUGCACUCAAACUGUUGUUAGGUUCCCAACUUUGGUUGCACGUAAAAGGCAAGGAUUCGGAAAAUUUGACGGCUCUACAAAUCAUAAAAUAUGCCAACAGACGAGGCGUGAACACCAGCACGAAUGAGGAAGUCGAUACCAAGAUUAAGCUGUUGAAAGGUAAAGUUAUGUUCAGUGGUGGGAGAUCGAACAAGGCACAGCAUGUCGGUGGACACGAUCAACACGAUGCUGGUGAUUAUGGCUCUCGUUAUAACAGCAAUCUACCAAUCGUCGUUAAGUCCACCGGGUAGUGUUUGGCAAGACAAUGACACCGCCCCGGCCCAGGCCCCGCCCCCCUCAAACAUCACUUAUCACUUGUCCAAUA
This is a messenger RNA of Hibiscus syriacus, 1008 nucleotides long. RefSeq names its product ankyrin repeat-containing protein BDA1-like. Gene Ontology annotation, molecular function: protein binding. The record is from RefSeq and is a predicted model, not a curated record. Bases 38 to 934 code for a protein of 298 amino acids. The transcript has 2 exons. NCBI's taxonomy places the organism in Eukaryota, Viridiplantae, Streptophyta, Magnoliopsida, Malvales, Malvaceae.